AGAAUUUGGCUCAGCAAAGAUCUCUGAGUUGGGAGUGGCGGUGAGGCAGCACCUGCGGUGAUGUAGGAGCAGCACGAGUCGCACGAGUAGCUGCGAUGAUGUUUUGGUCGCCCGCCCAUGGGCAGCUCUUUGAAGAUUGGGUCCUCCUUUGGCUGGUGGGUUGCUCCUCCGUGACCUUCUUUCUGCUCCACCAUCUCGUGGAAGUCGAGGACGGGCUGGGCGAGGCGGAGGAGAUGCGCGACGAGGCGUCCGCCCUGCGGCGCUCCACGCGCCUGGAGAGGACCUAUCGGGAAACCCAGCUCAGCAUUGAUUCGGACAACAGCAGGCCCGCGAUGCAUGCAGCGAUUUUCGGCUUCAACCGGCAGCUGACCAUCCACAGGAGACGCUUGGUGCGUUCGCGCAUUUGUGCUUAUGUGGCCCUAUUGCUUUUCCUGCCCUUGCUGGUGGAGAUGAUUGUUCUCGCACCCUGGCAAGGGCAGGCGCUGCUCUCCGUGUGGCUCUUCUAUGGCAGCCUCUCCUACCAGAGCAUCUUCGCGGUCUUCGCUGGACACUACGCCAACUUGAUCUGGGAGGAUUUCCUCUCCUGUGGCCUCUACUUACCCGGCCCUUCGCUGCCCCGACGCGCCUGGAAGCACAGCGUGACGUUGCUCACGUACCAACUUCGGCAUUGGCUCUUCCUCUUCCUUUUGGCUGCGGGUGCCCGAAUGCAGUUCCCAGGCUUGGGUCUGCUGGCGCUCCUCUGCGAGGUGCCGUUGGUCCCGGUACUGUACCGGGAGUCCUGGAUGGCCUCCAAUAGGCCCGCCGUGUGGCUCCUGGAGGAUGCGACCAUGGCUUGGAGGAUGGCGCUGCUGGGGCUCUUCUCCAUUCGCCUCCCCUUGGCGGUCCUUCUGGUGAUGACUGGAAUCCAUUUGGAGCUUCUAGAAGAGCCGCUGUCCUUGGAGCUUCGGCUGGGCUUCCACGUUCCUGCAGGGCUCCUCCUGCUGGGCGGUCUCUUGCAGCUCCUUCUGCUGCGCUUGGAGUAUCAAUCUGACCGAAUCUGGCAACAGCAGGCUCGAAGCUACGGCUGGCCCAAGGUGCCGCUCCAACGAGGCACAGAGCAGGAGGAGGCCCUCGAGAAGUCAGGCGGCUCCGGCCUCUUUGAUCGGAUCUUCCCGAAGAGCAAGAAGCGCAACAGCGCAGGCUACAAAAGAGGGAGCAUGCAUGCUGCAGUGGUGGUGGAGGAGACCGACAAGACACAGGCCUUGCCGGUGUGCACGCUGCACCAGCUGCCGGAGGUUCCCCAGGAGAAGAACGUGGGUGUCAUGCAGACGGUGUGUGUCUUGAGCACGCCCAUCACCUCGCCGGCCUGACCGAAGCCGAACGCUCCACCGUCGUCGAGCCGGGUCGGACGACCGGUGAUGCCCGGACCGAUGUUCGGAAGAGAAUCGAGAGAAUCACUCAGGCUAAGGCCCUUGAGGCCCUUUAGGCGAAAUAUGGUGAGCCUCACACACGUUCAUGCAAAGAGAACUUGAGCCUCACACCACCGCCGUGUACGAAAGCGUCCCUUCUUUUUUGGCCGGUUCUAAGAACCCGACCACGCACGAACCAUGUGACGCCGCCCGUGGGUCAAGACGCUCGGCGACACCGAAACCGGUGAGCCGCCCGUUGGACCGGCGAUGGGAUCUUCCUCUUCCUGGACC
Molecule: messenger RNA, 1679 nt
Organism: Durusdinium trenchii
Lineage: Eukaryota; Dinophyceae; Suessiales; Symbiodiniaceae
Source: the annotation of a GenBank genome assembly